Phycodurus eques (leafy seadragon) is the source of this 2909-nucleotide messenger RNA. It is a transcript of the gene enpp2, whose product is annotated as ectonucleotide pyrophosphatase/phosphodiesterase 2. The coding region runs from base 126 to 2762 and encodes 878 amino acids. Lineage: Eukaryota; Metazoa; Chordata; Actinopteri; Syngnathiformes; Syngnathidae. Gene Ontology annotation, molecular function: phosphatidylcholine lysophospholipase A1 activity; alkylglycerophosphoethanolamine phosphodiesterase activity; polysaccharide binding. Gene Ontology annotation, biological process: phosphatidylcholine catabolic process; immune response. The transcript has 25 exons. The record is from RefSeq and is a predicted model, not a curated record.
ACAAACGGGCUAUUGUGCUCUUACUCUCCUCUGAGUCUCCGAACCAUCUGAAUCUCAUCUCCAGAGAGUUGCAAUACUGGAUCUCACAGUAACGGGGGUUGUUAUUUUGAGUCCGUCGCGAAACAAUGUUUCGGCUGAAGUUUGUGAGGAUUCUGUGGCUCCUGUACGUCACUGAUGUGUGUUGGGGAUUUGUGCACGACAGGCUUAAACACUCAGGGGAAGACCCCGCGGGCACGGGAAGAGCACACCUGCAUUCUACAUCGCGGUAUGUGCCGACAUCUAGUUCCUGCAGAAACAGGUGUUUUGAGCUGGUUGAGAUGGAACCACCAAACUGUCGCUGUGACAAUCUAUGUAAGACCUACAAUAGCUGUUGCUCGGACUUUGACCGUCUCUGCCUCAGGACAGAUGGUGGCUAUGGGUGCAGUAAAGAUCGCUGUGGGGAGAUUCGGAAUGAAAACCAUUCUUGUCACUGCUCAAAUGACUGUCUAGCCCGAGGAGACUGCUGCACCAACUACAGGACACGCUGUAAAGGAGAUAGUUCAUGGCUCCAGGAUGAAUGCGACGAUAUGAAGACCGUUGAAUGCCCUGCAGGAUUUGUGCGCUCACCACUCAUAAUUCUUUCAGUGGAUGGUUUCCGAGCUUCUUACAUGAAGAGAGGGAAUACUGUCAUACCUAACAUUGAGAAGCUGAGAACAUGUGGAACCCAUGCACCAUUUAUGCGACCUAUGUACCCUACCAAAACCUUCCCCAACCUCUACUCACUGGCUACGGGUCUCUAUCCAGAGUCUCAUGGUAUCAUUGGUAACUCCAUGUAUGACCCUGUCUUUGAUGCCACGUUCACCCUGAGAAGCAGAGAGAAACUUAAUCACCGCUGGUGGGGAGGACAACCAAUCUGGAGCACAGCUCUCAAACAAGGAGUGAAGGCAUCCUCCUUCUUCUGGCCUGUCACUAUCCCACUGGAACAGCGGAUACUGACCAUAUUGCAGUGGCUCCACCUUCCUGAGGUAGAGAGACCCUAUGUUUAUGCUGUGCACUUAGAGCAGCUGGACAUAUAUGGACAUAAAAUGGGACCCAUGAGCCUCGAAUUGAAUAAUCCUCUUAGAUUGACUGAUAGGAUCGUAGGUCAACUCAUGAAUGGACUUAAGCAGAUGAAAUUGCACCGAUGUGUCAACAUCAUCAUAGUUGGGGAUCACGGUAUGGAAGAGGCCCAUUGUGAUCAAACGGAGUUCCUCAGUAAUUAUUUGACAAAUCCUGAUGAUUUCAUUCUUAUCCCUGGAUCCUUAGGCAGAAUCCGCCCUAGAUUCCUGGACAACCCAAAAUAUGACCCCAGGGCGAUUGUUGCAAAUCUAAUUUGUAAGAAACCAGACCAGCAUUUUAGGCCUUAUUUAAAGCAAAAUCUGCCAAAGAGACUGCACUACGCCAAUAACCGACGGAUUGAGGAUGUACAUCUACUGGUGGACAGGAAGUGGCACAUUGCCAGGAAAGCACCUGAAGUUAAGAGACUUUGUGGCUUCUUUGGUGACCAUGGAUAUGACAAUAAAAUCAACAGUAUGCAGACAAUCUUCUUGGGAUAUGGGCCUUCCUUUAAAUUCAAGACUAAAGUUCCAGUCUUUGAAAACAUUGAGCUUUAUAAUGUUAUGUGUGAUCUUCUAGGUCUAACACCAGCACCCAAUAAUGGAACACAUGGUAGUCUGAACCACCUACUGAGAAACCCUUUCUACAAACCCCCUAUGCCAGAGGAAGUUUCAAAACCAACCACUUCAGCUCUUGUUCAUAUUGGAACAGAUGACCUUGGCUGCAGCUGCAAUUACAAGUCUCGAGUAAAAAGGCGUGACCAAAGAGGGGUGAAAGUGACCAUUGCACGAGGCUAUAAUCUGGAGUCACUGUGGCUCUGUUUCUUACAGAACCAAGUAGACGAGCUAAAUCAGCGACUGAGGCAAGCUACUGAUGACAGUAGGAAUAUGCCAUACGGUCGACCUGCAGUACAGUACAAUACAAAGUAUUCCAUUCUGCACCAGACUGACUAUAUCUGUGGGUACAACGAGGAUCUUGCAAUGCCUCUCUGGACAUCAUACAGCGUUAGCUCACAGGUUGAAGUGUCUGCUUUGCCUGAAGUGCUGACCAACUGUGUUCGGCCAGAUGCCAGAGUCCGAUCAGCCUUCACCCAGUCCUGUACAAACUACAAGGCAGAAAAACAUAUCACGUAUGCCUUCCUAUACCCACCGCAAUUAUCUACAAGCAUCGACAAAAAAUAUGAAGCUGUGUUCAUAACCAACACUGUUCCUAUGUAUCCUGCAUUCAAGAAAAUAUGGGCUUAUUUUCAGCAAGUCCUUUUGAAGAAAUAUUCGACUGAAAGAAAUGGGAUGAAUGUUCUCACCGGACCAAUAUUUGAUAAAGACUUUGAUGGCGUAAAGGACUCGACUGACAAGAUUAAAGAGUAUGCGCAUGGUACAAUACCCAUCCCAACUCACUUUUUUGUGGUUCUAACCAGCUGCUUAGACUUCAGAGAGCCUGCAGAUUCUUGUGGUGGCCCCCUCAGCUCUGCCGCAUUCAUCUUGCCACACCAACCUAACAAUGAUGAGACUUGCAAUAGCUCAGAUGAGGAGUUUAACUGGGUGGAGGACCUGAUGAAGAUCCACACAGCCCGCGUCAGAGAUGUUGAAAUCCUGACAGGUCUGGACUUGUAUCGUAGAACCACGCGCAGUUAUCCUGAAAUCCUCUCACUGAAAACGUAUAUGCAAACCUAUGAGAGUGAGAUCUAAAUUUUACAUUAUACUUUGCUGGAUUUGAACAUUUUGAUCACACUGACUUGGAUGUAGAUAUCCUAUGGAACUGCACAGUGACUUUGAUUCACAUCUUUUUCAUACCACUUAGCUACUAAAUUUGUCAUAAAUUAUAAAAGUCAGCUA